Eleginops maclovinus (Patagonian blennie) is the source of this 781-nucleotide messenger RNA. RefSeq names its product spermidine/spermine N1-acetyltransferase family member 2b (gene sat2b). Gene Ontology annotation, molecular function: N-acetyltransferase activity. The transcript has 6 exons. The record is from RefSeq and is a predicted model, not a curated record. Bases 136 to 657 code for a protein of 173 amino acids. NCBI's taxonomy places the organism in Eukaryota, Metazoa, Chordata, Actinopteri, Perciformes, Eleginopidae.
ACUUCCGGUAUAGAGCGCAGAGUUUCCUUUACUCUCAACGCGGUUACUUUUUGUAGUCACUUGAAGUCCCUCUGAGGAACAAGGUGGAGGUGCAGUCAAGAUAACGAGUGAACUGUUGAGGAAUCAGAAACAAAGAUGCAUUUCAAAGUACGAGCUGCAACAAAAGAAGACUGCAAAGAAAUAUCGAGAAUGAUAAUGGAAUUGGCGGUUUAUGAAAAAAUGCCCGACCAAGUGAAGAUAUCCCAUGAAGAAUUGGAGCGGGACGGUUUCUGCCAGAAUCCCUUCUUUGAAUGCCUCGUUGCAGAAGUUCCUGAGGAGAAUAAAUCUACAGAAGGAUUCACAGUAGUUGGAUACGCCCUUUACUUUUACACUUACAGUACAUGGAAGGGGCGGACGGUUUAUUUGGAGGACCUGUAUGUGAUGCCAGAAUUCAGAGGAAAUGGAUUUGGAAAGGGUUUACUGUGCAAAGUGGCUGAGGUGGGGAAGAAGCAGCAGUGUGUGCGGCUGCAGUUGUCUGUGUUGGACUGGAAUACCCCAUCGCGAGACUUCUACGCUGCCAAAGGGGCUCAGGACCUCACAGACAGCGAAGGAUGGCACUUUAUACGUUUUGACGGACAACACCUGGACGAUUUGGCCAAUGAAGCUCCAAAAGAUUGAAAGUCUGCAGAGGAAAAAAUGUAUCUUGCUCUGAAAGGACGUCACUGGUGCCAAAUUAAGCUUCACGGUCCCUGGUAUGUCAUUUUAAAUACUCAGUUUUGUAUUAAAGUACCUUUGACCCUCA